Molecule: messenger RNA, 573 nt
Organism: Rotaria sordida
Lineage: Eukaryota; Metazoa; Rotifera; Eurotatoria; Philodinida; Philodinidae
Source: the annotation of a GenBank genome assembly
AUGGCAAUAGUUUUACCACGUUAUUUGAAAUAUUUUUCAUUAAUUGUGAUGUUUUUUGCUGUUCUUUACAAAUAUGAAAUUCCAUCUGAUCCAUCAUCAUCUGAAACAAAAACUUUAAUGUUAACUAAAAUAGCAACAGUUCAAUAUGAUCGAGCACAUGUAUAUAAAGUUAUAACAAAUAUUGAAAAAUAUGCAUUGUGGUAUCCAAAUGUUGCUCGUGUUGAACAUAUUCAAUUAAUUCCAGUACAUGUACAUAAUCAUGAAGGUGAAAAAUAUCGAUUAAUUACUAAAGUGCCUUUAAUUGGCGAUGUAUCAUCAUCUUUAAUUAUUCAUACGGAUGAAAGACCAAAACAGUUUAUCUAUUCUGUUGAUUCAUGGUUACUAGAAACAAAUUCAAUUGAAUUAAAAGAUAGUUUAACAAGUAUAAAUUCAACUCGUAUCGAGUGGACAGUUUAUACAAGACGACGUAGUAUUCUUUUUCAAUAUAUUCUUUUACCAUUUGCUAAUUUUUAUAAAAAUCAAAUUGUUCGUGAAGCAUUAUUUUCACUUGUAAUGCAAAUUCGUGAUCUUUAA